UAGCCUGAUCCGUGUCACAGUUCCGGGUUUUGCGGCGACUAAAGUGAAGUUUGUACACGUUGAGUAUGUGUUUUAAACUGUAGUAUUUACUAUUUAAUAGCAUUUAUGAAUUUAUACCUGGUUAGUAAUGACAUUCUUAGAAAUGCUAUGAUGUUAUUGGCGUCGUAUAAACAUGUCUGAAAGUACUAAACAAAGUGGGGACAGAAAUUGUCAAGAACCAACUCCCACAUGUCCCCAAAAUGCUAAGAAGGAUGAAUGGGAGACUUUUUUUGAGAGUCAUGACGCACCGCCUGGGUUCGCAAGUAAAAAACUACAAAUGCAUGAAUUUGCUCAAGGUCAUUUGAAAAAUGGAACCAAUGUUGUCCUCGUUACGUCCGGAGGUACAGCAGUUCCUCUGGAGAGCAGAGUUGUUCGCUUCAUCGAUAACUUCAGUUCCGGCAAACGUGGAGCUUCAUCAGCAGAAUAUUUCUUAGCAGAGGGGUAUGCCGUCAUCUUUCUUCACAGACAUAAGUCACUGCAGCCUUAUGAACGACACCUUUCUCAUACCAAAUUAAUUGAUGUACUCGACGUCCAAAAUAAACCGAAUGGAGACCAAACAAUUGUUGCAAAUCAAGCCAUGUUUCCCAAACUUCUGUCAAUCUUGAAGGUGUAUAAAGAUGUACGGGCCAGCAAUAGCCUCCUGCUUGUUGAAUUUGUCAUGCUUCAAGAAUACUUGUACCUGCUACAAGCAGCAGCGGAGGCACUGUCUUUCGCUGGGACACAAACAAUGUUCUACUUAGCAGCUGCAGUUUCAGACUUUUACAUUCCAAGCAAAGAAAUGUCGGAGCAUAAAAUUUCUUCCUCCAAUGGCCCACCGAUUAUCAGCUUGAAAGUUGUUCCUAAGAUGUUAACGCCCUUGGUGCAUCACUGGGCCCCUGAUGCGUUUGUGGUGUCGUUCAAACUGGAGACGGAUCGAGCGUUGCUUUUGGAAAAGGCCAGAAAAGCUUUAAGGGAUUAUAAUCAUGAGGUUGUGAUCGCCAACAUACUUGAGGAGCGAAACGAAUGCGUAACUAUAGUAACGCCAGACGAACACCACAAAAUUUGUAUCACCGACAGUCGUGGGACGCGAGACAUUGAGGAAUUGAUCAUUAAAGAGCUGGUAACCAAACACACUGUCUUCAUUGUGGAACAUGGACCUGAGUGAGGUGGUACCAGUUUUUUUUUUUUUUUUUUUUUUCACUACCUUACCUGGUUUUUAACCUCCAAAAGAAAGGGCAACUUGGCCUCAAGUUGGUAUGGGGUUGUGAUGUAACUCUAAAAUGACAUCUCAUCUCAACAAAAUUUAGUCAAAAUUAUUUUGGUAACGAGCAAUGGAGAGCUGUUGAUAAAAUAACACAUUGUAAGAAACGGCUCCCUCUAAAGUAACAGUGUUUGAGAAGGAGGUAAUUCCUCACUUCAAAAUUGAAAGACUCCAGGCCAGGAGACUUUUUUAGCCAUCUGAAAGCACACACAAAAAUUGUGCAACAAGAGUGUUUUUUUCUUUCAUUAUUCUCUUGCAACUUCGAUGACCAAUUGAGUACAAAUUUCCAAAGAUUUUUAAUUUCAUGCGUAUAUAGUGAUACAUCAAGUGAGAGUACUGGUCUUUGACAAUUACCAAAGGUGUCAUGUGUGCUACAUGUAUAGUGAUCAUGUAACAAAGCUGUUUUUGACUUCCCAUCGAGUUUUGUUGUACUCACUGUAUUAAUUUAUAAUGGACCAUUUUAUACCACAAAACUCAGGUUUUAUGCAUAUUGUUUUUACCCCAUGGAGUUAUUGUUAUAAUAUAUAAAUUGUACAUAAGAGUACAUUCUUUAAAAUAAAAAUGAACAGAAAUCAGCAGCUGAGUCCAGUUUGAGCACUGAUGAUGAAACAGUUUUUGUGGUCGGGUUGCCAAAGUUAAGUGGUUCAUUUUCUUGCCUUCCAUUUCAAGGACCCUGGUUCGAAUCACGCCUGUGUGUUGAAUCCUUGUAUUUGGCUAUCUGCAUAAGACAUUAGAACUUAAAGGCACUGGACACUCAAAAAAAAAUUUGGCAUAAAACUCACUUGUUGGUAAUGAGCAAUGGAG
Messenger RNA from Asterias rubens (European starfish), 2083 nucleotides. RefSeq names its product phosphopantothenate--cysteine ligase-like. The record is from RefSeq and is a predicted model, not a curated record. Gene Ontology annotation, molecular function: phosphopantothenate--cysteine ligase activity. Lineage: Eukaryota; Metazoa; Echinodermata; Asteroidea; Forcipulatida; Asteriidae. Gene Ontology annotation, cellular component: cytoplasm; nucleus. Gene Ontology annotation, biological process: coenzyme A biosynthetic process. The coding region runs from base 173 to 1183 and encodes 336 amino acids. The transcript has 6 exons.